Messenger RNA from Trichogramma pretiosum, 1817 nucleotides. RefSeq names its product juvenile hormone epoxide hydrolase 1-like. Gene Ontology annotation, biological process: epoxide metabolic process. Bases 170 to 1579 code for a protein of 469 amino acids. The record is from RefSeq and is a predicted model, not a curated record. The transcript is spliced from 8 exons. Gene Ontology annotation, molecular function: epoxide hydrolase activity. NCBI's taxonomy places the organism in Eukaryota, Metazoa, Arthropoda, Insecta, Hymenoptera, Trichogrammatidae.
GCGUAAAUGUACAGUUGUACGCGCCGCGUUGCAUCGAAGAAGCCGGCGGCAGCAGCAGCCAGCGUCGGUCAUCGUUAGUCGCUGUUGGAACAUCGUGACCGGCGCAACAAGUGGUACACAUAUACGAAUAGUAUAUAUAGGAAAAAUACAUUUUGUCGUCGUCGUCGUCAUGUGGAAGGGCGCAGCUGUAUUUUUGCUGGCGACAAUCGCCAUUGGCUGGCAUCUCAGAUACCAAGCACCGGUCGAAGUUCCGAAGCUACCGUUGGAUCAGUACUGGGGCCCUGGCGCGCCGGUGCCCGAUCCCAAAGAUGUCAAACCGUUUAAAAUCAAUGUUUCCAAGCAGAUAAUAGAUGACUUGCAUCAACGUCUCGAUAAAACGAAGACGUUCGUUGAACCGCUGGAAGGCGUAGCUUGGACUUACGGUGUACCAUCGACCUAUUUGAAAUCGGUUUUGACUCACUGGAGAAAGAAGUACGACUGGAACAAGAGACAAGAAUUGCUGAACAAGUAUCCUCAGUUCAAAACGAAAAUACAAGGUCUGGACAUUCACUUUUACCACAUAAAACCUCAGCAGCCGAAGGAUCGCAAGGUACGCGUGCUGCCCUUACUUCUGCUUCACGGAUGGCCCGGAUCGGUGGUCGAGUUCCAAAAGGUCAUACCGAAAUUGAUAACGCCGCAACAGGGUCACGACUUCGUUUUCGAACUGGUGAUCCCGUCCCUGCCGGGUUAUGGAUUUUCGCAGGCUGCUUCCAAGCCCGGUCUCGGCACUGCUCAAAUGGCUGUGAUUUUCAAAAAUUUAAUGACUCGACUGGGCUACCAAAAGUUCUACACUCAGGGCGGUGACUGGGGAAGCUUGAUCACGAAAUGCUUAGCUAUUCUCUUCCCCGAACAUGUCAUCGGAGCUCACUUCAACAUGUGCGUAGUCGAGAGCGCCAAAGCCCACCUCAUGUCCCUUUUGGGAUCGUUCAUUCCUUCUCUAGUCAUUGACAGCGAGCAUCACUCGAAAAUGUAUCCAUUGACUCAUCACCUGAGUCGUUUGAUCGAAGAAAUGGGUUACAUGCAUAUUCAAGCAACUAAGCCCGAUACAGUCGGUACUGCAUUAUCCGAUUCUCCAGCCGGUUUGGCAGCAUAUAUACUGGAAAAAUUCAGCACCUGGACCGAUCCUGAAUAUAGAUUCCGCGACGACGGCGGCCUCCUCGAGAAGUUCACUCUCGACGAGCUCCUGGACAAUUUGAUGGUCUACUGGGUCACCGAGUCCAUCGUCACGAGCCAACGAUUGUACGCCGAGAAUUUUGCCAAACCCAAUCGAGAUCUCGCCGUAGACAAAUUCCCCGUCAAAGUCCCGUCGGCCUGCGCUAUGUUCCCGCACGAGUUGAUGUAUCGACCGGAAUCCAUUAUGCGCGAUCAGUACGUGAAUCUGAUACAGUUCACCCACCCAGCGAGAGGUGGCCAUUUCGCGGCCUUCGAGGAGCCCGAACUCUUCGCCGACGACGUCUGGAGCUUUGUACGUAAGAACGAGCAGCUCCUGGUCAACGAGAAACUGCAAAAGGCUCAGAAGAAAACAGCAACAAAUGCGUGAUAUGUGAACACAUGAAUGAUUUUUUUUAUACGGUGCAAUAUUCAUAAACCAUACGAUUUUGUAAGAGAAACGUCGAUUCGCGAUAUGCUUCAAAUGUUUUUUAUGCUUUUUUCUUUCCAAUGCGAUGACUUCAAAUGCACGCACGGUUUCAUAUAUGAAUGGUUCAUAAAUUUUAAAAAUGUGAUGAAAAACUAAUAUUUAUUAAGAUGUGAUAGGAAUAAAAAAUAUUAAUUAAUGU